Messenger RNA from Symbiodinium necroappetens, 1503 nucleotides. NCBI's taxonomy places the organism in Eukaryota, Dinophyceae, Suessiales, Symbiodiniaceae. The record is from the annotation of a GenBank genome assembly.
AUGCUCCAAGGAGAUCCGCAGGUGAGAUUCGCGCACAGCAGCCACUCGCCCAAUCUGGCAGUGCUUCGCUAUCUUUGGAGGACGAAAGGACUGAGGGCACUAUGGCUGGGAACAGGCGUGAGUAUUGCUCGGACAGCUCCGAAGUAUGUGGCUGCAGUUGGUGCUAAGGAUGCCAUGGAAGAGCUGCUGGCUCAAGAUGACGACAUGACCAUAGCAAGUUCCGUGCUGAGGUCCAUUAAAAAGUCUGUUGCGGCUUCCAUCGCAGGAUCAAUCGUGACUAAUCCGCUCGAUGUGGCGCAGAACGAGAUGUACAAGACAGGGGACAGCUUCGUUUCGACGGUGAAGCGUCUACAACGUGCGGAGGGCUGUCGGUGGCUUUUUCGAGGCGUUGACAAGAAUGUGCUAGCGAGUGCUAUGCCAAUGGCUCUCACCAUCUUCCUCACCGAUGCCUUCACGCAAUGGUCUCGUGCUGUUGCUGAGCAGAAAGACAACCAGGGGUGCUGCCCGGCUGCCCGGCCGCAGAGCAUGUUGUUUCUGGUUACAGAGUCGGUGCUGAACGCCGCAAGCCAUGUGCUGUUCGCAUUGGCUUGGAGGGAGUGGGAGAUGCGAAGUGCGGGCAACAGCAGGCUCACCAGCUCAAAAAGGAAGCGUCAGCUCAAGAGUAUCAAGUGGGGCCUCGUGUUCGUCUUUGGUGAAGCGCCCCUUUCGAUUUCCGCUGCUGUUAUUUUUUCGAUCCCUUCACGAGACGAUCCUCCAGGUCAUAGCGGACUGCUGAUUGCUGGAAUGGACCGAACAGGUGCUGUGCAACCGAUAGUUCUUGUUGCGCAGAGCGGAACGGCGUCUGUAGACAAGAUUGGAGGGCUGAAGCUGCACCGGCUCCCAGCAGAGGAGCUGCGGGUGCACCGUUUCGAUCGAGUCGAGAGUCGUCUGCACAGCCGUGGAAGCCAGGUCCGCUCCGAGUCGAAUCAAGUUCGGGGUCAUGACUCCCGGGACAUAGUGCGUGCAAGCACAAGCCGGAGCGAGGAUCGCGUUGCUCGGGACGGAGCCAAAGACGAGGUGUCCUUAUCCGGACCUCUUUCUGAGACACAUAGCUUGGAGGAAUUCGUGCAGCAGGAUUUGGAUGCUUUCUGGAGGUGGUGUGCAACCCCGAUUGAUGGUCUGCAUCGGUGCGGUUUGCUGGUAAAGCUCUUUGACUACAGUGGCCUGACCCUGGAGAAGGCAACUGACAAGGUUUGCAAGUUGAACAGCGAGCUGCACGCUUUGGGCGUUUGUGCAACGGACCAAGUGGAACCUUACCAGCGUGUUCCCUACGAGGCCUUUGUUCAAAGCCGCCGGUUACGAGAGGCGGUCCAGAGCUGUACUGGCAGCAAGCUUUCUCGCGAGAAGAGGAGCGGCAGGGCUGGCGGGCCCACACCGCUGGCUUUGUGGGUGCUCAAUGUGAUCUCGCUAGAGGGCAAGGGUUUCCUGAGUGGCCGUCCAGACCGACUCAAUGAUUUGCCGUGA